Messenger RNA from Triticum dicoccoides, 589 nucleotides. RefSeq lists its product as uncharacterized. The coding region runs from base 40 to 393 and encodes 117 amino acids. The record is from RefSeq and is a predicted model, not a curated record. The transcript has 2 exons. NCBI's taxonomy places the organism in Eukaryota, Viridiplantae, Streptophyta, Magnoliopsida, Poales, Poaceae.
AGUGUGGGACUCCCGUCUAAGGGGAUCGGGAGCCCACAGAUGCCUUCUCUGGUAACCCCGGUAGAGCCUGGGAGGGACUCUGUGCCAGGUGUUACUAGGGAGGAGGUUGUCGCGUUUGGCGGGAUCCCGGACCCUAGCGUCGAGGGGAGACGGAUGAGUGCUCGCAUCCUCGACAUACCCGAGGUAGAUGAUAUGCAGCAGCGGUGCGCUAUGAGGGCGGCCAAGCUUCAGGAGGCUGCUUUGUCUUCCGGUCAUAUUCCGUACUACGGCGCUGAUCCGUUCAUGGUCGCUACUCACCCAGACGGAGGCCAGGGAGCAUUUGGUUACUGGGUCUUUCCGCUGGGAGAUGGUAGCUCGGGAUAUAUUCAACCGGUUUGGAUGGCGGUCAUGUAAUAGGAUAGGCAUUUAGAUUUCCUAUCUAUUUUUUUAGCCAGCCGGUUGUGGCGUCUUUCCUCGGCUAGUUGGUGUUUCUAGCCCCUAUUGGCUCUGUGUGAGCUGUCUGUGCUUUUUAUUAUUUGUGGAGACCUUUGGAACCAUGUUGACACUACUUUAUUUGGUUAAUAAGAUGGCCGUAUGCAUCUUUCUGAUG